Musa acuminata subsp. malaccensis (wild Malaysian banana) is the source of this 3253-nucleotide messenger RNA. RefSeq lists its product as uncharacterized. NCBI's taxonomy places the organism in Eukaryota, Viridiplantae, Streptophyta, Magnoliopsida, Zingiberales, Musaceae. The record is from RefSeq and is a predicted model, not a curated record.
CCACACACCGGUAAACCGACCCGCUUCACUCGGCUGCCUUCCUCCCCCAAUCGCCCCCCCAUCUCCUUCCCCUAUAAAUCGGCGAGCGUGUCUCCGCCUCUCGCUUCCCCAAAUUUCCAUCAACCUCCUUCUCCUCGUCCUCCUCCACCCAUAUCGGCGGUCUCGAUCCACUUCAAGCCCCCCCCCUCAUUCCCCUCCGCGUCGCCUGCCCAAUCCUGCUUCUCCCUAACCUCCCCCGACUCGCUUCGAGAAUUAGGGUUUCGUUUGCGGAGGAUCCUUCGCGCGGUCGCGUCCAAACCCUAGGACCGUUUCUUGAUUCCUGGGAUCCCGUCUUGGAGGCUCGAGCGUCCUCGCUUGGGUGCGGAAAACCCUCGCGCUGUGCUCGAUCGGCCCUGUCGAGGGGUCGUUCCCGGCCUGUCAGACCCGAUGGAGGCUCCCUCGGGCCUUGGCGGAGCCGUUCCCGUGCCCGCAUCCCAGGUUGCCAAAAAGGAGUGGCGUGCCAUCCCCGAGCACUCCUUUCGGAGCAACGGAAGCGAGGAGCAAGAGCAUGUUAAAUUGGGACAAUCAGCUGAGAGAACGAUACACGAGGUGCAGGUGGGUACAGGGUCGCGGGUGGACUACUGUGCGAUCACAAUUGAUGCUGAUGAUGCCGAGUUGAAUGGUGAUAUAUUGCAGCGGAAGCUGCAAGAAAUCAUGAGGCAAAGAGAAGAGCUUCAGCAAAUGGAGAUUGAACUACAGGCCAGGGCGAUUGCCAGGUCAGAGAUCUUGGAAGUGCAGAAUAGUUUUGAAGUGCAGCUCAAGGAGCACAUGAAUAUCAAUGCCGAACUAAAGGAGCAACUACAUGAAAGGGAACAAAGAAUACUUGAGCUGGAGAGGAAACUAGAAGAGAAGGAUAGGGAGCUACGAGCUAUGAAAAUUGACACAGAAGCAGCAUGGGCUAAAGAAGAUCUUCUCCGAGAACAAAACAAAGAGCUAGCCACCUUCAGAAGGGAGCUUGAUAAUUCGGAAGCAGAAAGAGCACAACAUCUGAGCCAAAUUCGUGAUCUCCAAGAACAUAUUCAAGAGAAAGAGAGUCAGAUCCUUGCAUUGCAGGAGGAGCAUAGAGUUGCACGAGAAACUGUUCUUUUCAAGGAUGAACAGUUAAGGGAGGCACAAUCUUGGGUUGCACGGGUUCAAGAAAUGGAUGCUUUGCAGUCCUCCACUAACCAGUCGUUGCAAGCUGAACUAAGAGAACGCACAGAGCAGUUUAACCAAUAUUGGAUUGGUUUUCAAAGGCAGUUUGUUGAAAUGGAGCGUCAUCAUCUGCAAGCCAUACAGCAGCUUCAGCUGGAAUUGGCUGAGGCAAGGAAAAAGAAUGGAAAUUAUGAAGAUGGUUCACGAAUUACUCAUGAAAACUCAACCGAUUCAUCUUCGUAUAAUGGAAAUCAGAUUAAUGUGAUAGAUGGUGGCAAAUCAAAUGGUCACUUGGGAUUUGCAUCUAAUGGAAGUGUAGAUGGGACUUCAUCUCAUGUUUUAUCUUCCAGUUCAUCUUCUAAGAUUGAACAUGCCCCCAGUGUUCCUGUUGUGCCAUCGUCCAUACUUGGAAUGAAUGCCUUCAUUCCUCCUGGCCCAGUGGCUGCAUUACAUCCUUAUGUAAUGAAUCCAUUAGGUGUUCCACAAGCUGUAGCUUCCAGCAAUUCACCUAUUCCACAAUCUCACAUAGAUCAUUUUCAAUCAGUGCCUGUGGUUCUAACUCAACAACAUUUGCAAAAUCAACAGGCCCUUUCAGAUAUCUCACAGAUACCUGAAAGCAAGCAUCCACCAUCACAGACAGAGCAGGAAUUUUUAAGAUCAGACACCCAUUAUAGCUUUGAUAUGCCUGGUGAAAUGCAGAUGGUUCAUCUUGACAAUCUUAACAGCCAUAGAGAUCAGCAACAGAUGUCUGGACAUUCAGGCUUUGACUCUAGUGAUGAAGUCCAGGUGCUCCAAUCAAAUGUGAAACAGCACCCAGUUAUCCAAGAAUCACAAGGGACCUCAGAUGCACCUUCUCACUUGGACUCUGCAAGAGGGUUUGUGCCACCAGAAAAGAAGAAUGCAACCAAGGCCGAGGACAUUGUGGCUGCAGGGAAACAAUCACAAGAGCAGGUGCCGAGAACUGGACAACAACAACCUACAUCUAACAUAAUGUUAUCCGCUAGUCAAAACUCUGUCAGUUCAAAUGAAUCUACUGCCUUGGCUGCCCCAAUUUCAAGUACUUUGAUGUCUAGUAAACCACCAGUGGAUCCCAAUCUCUUAGAUGAAAGAUCACUUUUGACUUGCAUUGUGCGUGCAGUGCCUGCUGGAUCAGAUGGAAGAAUCAGAAUCAGUACGACGCUACCAAAUAGGCUUGGCAAAAUGCUUGCGCCCCUUCAUUGGCAUGACUAUAAGAAGCAUUAUGGAAAGCUUGAUGAUUUUGUUACUCGUCAUCCUGAAUUAUUUGUUAUUGAAGGUGACUUUAUCCACCUUCGAGAAGGAGCCCAGCAAAUUAUAUCUGCAACUGCAGCUGUUGCUAAAGUUGCUGCUGCUACUGCAUCUUCUGCUCCUUACACAUCGUUGUUGCCAUCAGUUGCUGUCACCCCAGUUUCUCAAGUCAAUCGCCAAAAAAAGGUACAAUCAAUUGAAUCAAAAACUGCAAACACUAUGCCCUAUGCAGAUGGUGCUGCUGUGAUUAAUGCUGGAGAGACUAGCAACAAACGCACCCAGAUUUUGAUGAGACAGGAUGAACAACCAAAUGGUGUCAGAUUAAAUAUUAUUCAGGGGCUAUCGGAUGUAACAGUUUCAAGUAAAUCAAACAAUAUCCAAGAAGCUAAUGGUUCACAAUCGGAAAUCAAGUCUGGUCAUUCAUCUCUGUACUUCAAGGUUGGAAACACAGCAAACCUUGAUAGAACAGGUUUGUCUCCUCCUCAAAACAAAGGACUGACUAAUGGAAGACAUAGUUUUGGAGGAAAGCAGCUGGGGAGGUCUUCUGGGGCUGGCUUAAUUUCAAGGAGAUAGAGCCACUGAUUGAAUGGAAAUUGCUGCCAAAUGGAAGUUUGAAGAUAAUUUACUCUGGAUAAAGCUCUGUGUCAUCUUUUUGUAAGAAUUUUCUAUUAAAUCGUAGCCUUGGGCUUUUCCUUCACGUGGAAUUUUUUUUCUCUGCCAAUGUGUACUUGGAUUCAUGUUACAAAUUGGAAACAAAAAAGGAAACAAUAUUUCUUUGCACUGUGCAAUAUCUAACGCAUCUACUUGUAAGUUU